Lathyrus sativus (Indian pea) is the source of this 690-nucleotide messenger RNA. The record is from the annotation of a GenBank genome assembly. NCBI's taxonomy places the organism in Eukaryota, Viridiplantae, Streptophyta, Magnoliopsida, Fabales, Fabaceae.
AUGGGGACGAAGAUAAAGUCCAAAACACAACUGGUGAAAAACGAAGACAACGAAAAGAAAGCCGUUGCCGAUAGAACCAACAAAGAAGACGAUAGCGUUUUUGCUUCAUGUACCUUCUCUAGCCUCGGUCUUCAUCCAACCUUAUGUGACCAACUUCGUGAAAGGAUGGGUUUUGAAGGUCCAACAUUAGUGCAAGCUCAAGCCGUUCUUGUUGUUCUCUCUGGCCGUCACGCACUAGUUAAUGCUGCUACUGGCACAGGGAAGACUAUUGCAUACCUUGCUCCAAUUAUUCAUCAUUUACAGAGUUAUGAAAAGCGAAUCGAGCGCUCCGAUAGAACAUUUGCGUUGGUGCUUGUACCAACGCGUGAGUUAUGUUUGCAGGUUCAUGAAAUUCUUCAGAAGUUAUUGCAUCUGUUUCAUUGGAUUGUUCCAGGAUAUAUUAUGGGUGGUGAGAGUAGAUCGAAGGAGGAAGCCAGGCUGCGCAAAGCAGACUCACGGAGAUUUACGACGACAACAUUGAAGCAUUUGAAAGACAAGCACAGUAGCUGCUCUUAUCAACUGAACAGUAACACAUAUCGUAGCAGAGCGACGAAUCUGACUCACGCGUUCGAUUUUAAAAGCCUAAACUCAAGAUUUGGAACCGAUUGCGUGCUGGCCGUGAUGUCUAUCAUAUACAGGCAACAUAAAUGA